AUGAAUUUCCUUCUUUUCUUUCUUUCUAUUUUUCUUUCUAUUUUGCUCUAUGCUUUUCCUUCGUUCUUUCAUUCUAUUUUUCUUUCUAUUUUGCUCUAUGAAUUUCCUUCUUCCUUUCUUUCUAUUUUUCUUUCUAUUUUGUUCUAUGAAUUUCUUUCUUUCUUUCUUUCUAUUUUUCUUUCUAUUUUGCUCUAUGCUUUUCCUUCGUUCUUUCAUUCUAUUUUUCUUUCUAUUUUGUUCUAUGAAUUUCCUUCUUCCUUUCUUUCUAUUUUUCUUACUAUUUUGCUCUAUGCUUUUCCUUCGUUCUUUCAUUCUAUUUUUCUUUCUAUUUUGUUCUAUGAAUUUCCUUCUUCCUUUCUUUCUAUUUUUCUUACUAUUUUGCUCUAUGCAUUUCUUUCUUUCUUUCUUUCUAUUUUUAUUUCUAUUUUGCUCUCUUCCUUUCUAUUUUCAUUUCUUUUUAUCUUGCUCUAUUCAUUUCUCUCUUUAUUUUUUCUUUCUUUCUAUUUCAUUCUCUUCUUUCUCCCUUCCUUCCUUUCUUUUAUUUUUUCCUUCUUUCUUUCUCUUUUGCUCUAUUCAUUUCUGUCUUUAUUUAUAUCUUUCUCUUGCUUUAUCUUUUUAUUUUACUUUCUUCAUUUUUUUAUUUUCACUUUAUUCAUUCUUUCUUCCUCAUUUCCUUUCUUUUUUCUUUCCUUCUUUCGUUCCUAA
This is a messenger RNA of Acanthosepion pharaonis, 705 nucleotides long. The record is from the annotation of a GenBank genome assembly. NCBI's taxonomy places the organism in Eukaryota, Metazoa, Mollusca, Cephalopoda, Sepiida, Sepiidae.